GACGUCGAGCGACGACGACGACGACGACGACGCUGCCGCCACAGUGACUGACAUGGACGUGAAUAGGGCAGUUACAAAGUAGUUUGUGCAUUAGCAAAGUUCUUUUAAAGAAACUCGCGACGCGACGAGUCGGAAAUAUCAGCGCGCUGUGAGACGCUGUUGACAAACAGCUCGACGAAGAGUAGUUGACGCGAGCUGCGAAAUGGAGCGAUAGAGACGGGAGAUCGAUAGCUUAGAUUACUAAUUUAUCAUACGCGGUUUACGUAACGUGAAAUCGCGCGUUUAUGUAUAUUGUUAUAGCGUUUGAAAAUAAUCGAUGAGUGUUUAGAAGCCCGGGCGCUUUUAUACUCGCGCGUAUAAUCAAAACAUGAAUGCCAAACGUUCAGCGCGGUACUUGUUGCUUUGAUAUUGCAUUGUUGUAACAGAAACUAUAUAUUUAUAUAUAGAUAUUGUACGAUAAGAUACGAUAUUUAUUAAAGUUACUUUCAAAAUUUUGUUUUAAAAAAUUGCAAUUAUAUGAACAAUAACAAUUUUGUUUCAAGAAAAAUUGCAACUAUUAUAUGAGCAAUAACAGACAAUGUGACGAUAAAAAAAAAACAGAAUUAAAAAUUGUAUUUAAGUCAAUCCCACGAAUACAUUAUUUGCCACAACCGAGGGAUCCGCAGUGAAUCAUUCUAUUCUGAGCAAUGAGUCCGCAUAGCCAUAAAAAUAAUUUAACUCCAAAAGACAUGCAGUCUAACGGAUACUCUGCUGGCAAUACCAUGACCAAAGAAGCAAGAAAUCAUUCAUCUCCUUGUGAGUCAGUGGAUUCAAUGCCUUGGUUUGGGAUGGAUAUAGGUGGUACACUAUGCAAAUUAGUAUACUUCGAACCAAAGGAUAUAACGAGAGAUGAAGCGGAUGCAGAAGUUGAGACGUUGAAAAAUAUUCGUCGAUAUCUCACUAAAAAUUCGGCAUAUGGAAAAACUGGUCAUCGUGAUACGCAUCUACAAAUGGAUAACGUUUGCAUUAGAGGCAGACGAGGAACGUUACAUUUUAUUAGAUUUCCCACGAGUGAAAUGGGAAAUUUUUUAGCAUUAGCAAAAUCAAAAGGUAUGGCGAAUCUUGUGACUACGGUUUGCGCCACUGGUGGUGGUGCUUUUAAAUUCGAGGACAAUUUCAAAAAGGAAGUAAAUAUGAACUUGGCAAAGUUCGACGAAUUGGAUAGUUUAUUACGCGGAAUGCUUUACAUAGAGACCACGAAUCUACGUGAAUGCUAUUAUUGGUCGAAUCCCACAGAUGACAGCAAAUGCCAAAAAGAACCCUAUGACUUUUCUGAACCAUAUCCUUUCCUGCUCGUUAAUAUAGGCUCUGGAGUAAGCAUACUAGCUGUAUACGGACCAGAAGAUUAUAAAAGGAUAUCUGGAACAAGUUUAGGUGGCGGUACAUUCUUAGGAUUAUGUUGUCUGCUUACUGGAUGUAACACUUUUGAAGAGGCAAUAGAGUUAGCAACGGGCGGUGAUAAUACAAGAGUGGAUAAAUUGGUUAAGGAUAUAUACGGCGGUGAUUAUGGUCCUUUCGGUCUUCCCGGAGAUUUAGUUGCGAGCAGUUUUGGACAAAUGAAUUCCAAAGAUCGCAGAAAUACCGUCACGAAGGAAGAUCUGGCGCGCGCAACUCUUGUUACUAUCACAAAUAAUAUCGGUUCUAUCGCGCGUAUGUGUGCUGUUAAUGAAAAAAUUGAAAGGGUCGUAUUCGUAGGAAAUUUUCUUAGGGUAAAUCCCAUAUCAAUGAAAUUGUUGGCCUAUGCUAUGGAUUACUGGUCUAAAGGAACCUUGAAAGCCCUGUUUUUGGAACAUGAAGGUUACUUCGGCGCGGUGGGAUGUCUAUUACAAUUCAAUGGCGAAUCUAGCUAAACACAAUGGAAAACAAUUGGGAGGAGCAGUCAUAUACAACAUAUAGCAUUCCAUAUGACCAACUUCGCAAAACAUUUCUCGAGUGAGAAAGAUUCUUCGACAUAAUCAUAUUUAUUUUUGUUACAUUUUUUUCAAUUAAAUAAUCGUUUAUUAUGUUUAAGGCGGAAAAAACUUCGAUAUUUAAGCAGUAGGAUUAGGGGUAUAUUUGUCAAGUGUCAUUGUAUAAUUUAUCACUAUUUUAAUGUAGGAAAAAAUAAUUGCGUCAAGAUGUUUCUUUUCUUUUUUGGUCGGGGGGUAAUUAUAUUUCGAGAUAAUUGUUCGAUUACGAGCACAAAUCUAACACGACUCGGCAGAUAGAAAUUGAUAAAUGGACCAAAUCCAUAAGGAUUAAGGAUAGCCUCUCCUUCCGAUGUUUGUUACAUGCCGCAUAGACUAGUUCUACCUCAUAAUUUAUAUUGUAAAGUUUUUCUACAAAUGUGCACAGGUUUUUAUGUAUAUAAGUAAACGCAAUCGUUAUAUAUAUUACACUUGCACAUCUCUCUCUCUUUUCUCUUCGUAAUUUUAUAAAACUAUUGUAGCGAGUAAAUACUUUCGCACUAAUUGUUAAUAUCUGCAAUUUUGUUGUUAAUGCAUUGCGUGUUACAAAAUGAAUUUUUUAAUACGAUUUUUUAAUUGAAUAUUAAUGCAACUUUUUAAUGAAAUAUUCAUUCGCAUCUGGCAAUUGCAUAAAUUAAGAAUUUUUUAUGUCACUCCAGUGAGAUCACGAUUUUGAAAUGCAAAUUACGCUUUCAUCAGGAUAUUAAAUGCGAAAUGCAAUAUUAUGCGUACUCGAAAUUGUCAAACAUGUGUCAAAUGUUAAAUCUUAUUUUUGAGAAAUACGUUGUAAUACUGUGAAUGAAUAAAAAUGUAUCAUUGAAAUAUUGAUAUUGUCAUAAAGAAAAUGCAUAUAUUGUUUUAGAAAAUAAUU
Molecule: messenger RNA, 2856 nt
Organism: Wasmannia auropunctata (little fire ant)
Lineage: Eukaryota; Metazoa; Arthropoda; Insecta; Hymenoptera; Formicidae
Gene: fbl
Product: pantothenate kinase 3
Exons: 10
Coding region: 687-1889 (400 amino acids)
Biological process (GO): coenzyme A biosynthetic process
Cellular component (GO): nucleus; cytosol
Molecular function (GO): ATP binding; pantothenate kinase activity
Source: RefSeq, a predicted model, not a curated record